Messenger RNA from Setaria italica (foxtail millet), 1827 nucleotides. Its product is annotated as organic cation/carnitine transporter 4. Gene Ontology annotation, biological process: transmembrane transport. Gene Ontology annotation, molecular function: transmembrane transporter activity. NCBI's taxonomy places the organism in Eukaryota, Viridiplantae, Streptophyta, Magnoliopsida, Poales, Poaceae. The record is from RefSeq and is a predicted model, not a curated record. Gene Ontology annotation, cellular component: membrane. The coding region runs from base 109 to 1665 and encodes 518 amino acids. The transcript is spliced from 3 exons.
CCAUCUGCCCACCUAUAGCUACAAAUAACACCCCGCUGUUCACCCCCGGAACGCACGCAGCGAGAGAGGGCGCGCGGCGCAGGACCCCCGCGCCACAAAGAAAGCGCCAUGUCGACGACGGAGCCGCUCCUCCCGGCCGGCGACGCGGCCGCCGGAGGCAAGAAGAAGGAGGGCAACAGGCGGGUGUGCAUCGACGACGCGCUGACGAUGCACGCUGGGGAGUUCGGGCGGUGGCAGCUGCGGCACUUCGUGCUGGUGUCGGCGGCGUGGGCGCUGGAGGCGCUGCACACCAUGGUGAUCAUCUUCGCGGACCGGGAGCCGGCCAUGGUCUGCGUCGCCGCCGGAGGCUGCGGCGAUCGGUGCGCGGACGCCGCGGCCGGGUGGGAGUGGGCCGACGGCGCCGCCUCGUCCACCGUCGCCGAGUGGGGGCUCGUCUGCGGCGAGCGCUACAAGGUCGGGCUCGCCCAGGCCAUCUUCUUCGCCGGCUGCAUGAUCGGCGCCGGCGUGUUCGGGCACCUGUCGGACUCGUUCCUGGGCCGCAAGGGCUCCCUGCAGGUGGUCUGCGUCCUCAACGCCACCUUCGGCCUCCUCACCGCGCUGGCCCCCAACUACUGGGCCUACGCCGCGCUGCGCCUCCUCACGGGCUUCAGCACCGGCAGCGUCGGCGUGCUCGCCUUCGUCCUCGCCACCGAGCCCAUCGGGCCCUCCCGCCGCGGCGCCGCGGGGAUGUCCACCUUCUACUUCUUCUCCGGCGGCAUCGCGGCGCUCGCGGGCGUCGCCGCGCUCUUCCCGCGCUCCUGGCGCGCGCUCUACGUCGUCACCUCGCUCCCGUCCCUCGCCUUCGUCGCCGCCGUCGUGCCCUUCGUCUCCGAGUCCCCGCGGUGGUACCUCGUGCGCCGCCGGGCUGACGACGCCAUGCGCGUUCUCCGCGCCAUCGCCGUCGCCAACGGGAGGACCGUCCCCGACGACGUCACGCUCAAGCUCGACGACGAGGACGAGGAAGGGACGAAGGGCGUCGAUGAUGAGUCGGCGAACUCUUCGUCGUCUUCGGGAUCCAUCGUCGACGUGUUCCGGUCGCGUACCACGCGGGCCCGCCUCGUGCUCUCGGUGCUCAUCAACCUCCUGGCGUCGGUGGUGUACUACGGCCUCAGCCUCAACGUGGUCAACCUCAAGACCAACCUCUACGUCAGCGUCGUCGUCAACUCGCUCGCCGAGAUGCCCGCCUACCUGCUCACCGCGCUGCUCCUCGACCGGUUCGGGCGGAAGCCGCUCGCCAUCGGCACCAUGCUGCUCAGCGGCAUCUUCUGCACCGCCGGGAGCCUCAUCGCCGGCGCAGGCAUCUUGAGGGUUGUGCGGAUGGCUUGCGGCGUGGUGGGCAUCUUCGGCAUGGCGGCGACGUACAACCUUCUGUUCAUCUACACGGCGGAGCUGUUCCCGACGGUGGUGCGGAACGCGGCGCUGGGGUGCACGGCGCAGGCGGCGCAGAUGGGGGCCAUCGUGGCGCCGCUGGUGGUGGUGCUCGGGGAGAGGGUGCCGUUCGCGGUGUUCGGCGCGUCGGGCAUCGUCGGCGGGCUGCUGGUCUUCUACCUGCCGGAGACCAUGAACAAGCCCCUGUACGACACCAUGGCCGGGCUGGAGGAAGGGGAGAAGAGCCUGCUGGGCUGAGGCGAUGGGUCGAGGUCAGCGGAGACGAUGAUCAGAUCAACAAACGGCGAUCGGAGAUGGUCUUUCGGUCUUGCUUGUAAUUUUGUGUAACUGAAAGGGAAUGAAAGUUGUCGUCCACGUUUGUGAGGUGGGUUACGCAAUGCUGCAUCGUCAGAACGUGCA